ACCUUUUAUAACCUCUGUACUUAGGCUGCUGCUCCUUCAUAUUCUGGUUUCAGACAUGGACAUGCCUUGCUUGUGACUGGGGAAAUCUAACAGGAGAAAUACACUUGGCAAGGAUUCCCGGGCCUGAUUAACACCAAACAAAUUUAAAUAAAUAAGUUCUAAAAAGGACAAAACAUUGAGUGGAAGACAUUCACCCUGAAUCAACACAGAGAAGCCUGGUGACCCUUUCUGAGGCAAAGAGCUGCUAAAUAGAUAAUUCUAGGAGCCCACACUCUGUUUAGCAGAUGCUUCCAUCUCCAAGGAACUGAGGCAAGGCCUGAUUUAGUGAAGAAUGGAAAGAAGGUCCCUUAGAUAAGAAGAAAACCAGCUUUUGGGAGGAAGAUAAAAUCUGUCUGGACCUUUGGAGUAGUGCAAAGGAAGGACUGGCUAUAAAAGCUUGAUCGUUGCAGUGAGGACAUCCUGCAAGCUGAAUGUGAGAAGGCACAGGCAUUCCCUGCCAGGUGGGUAAGGAAAAUCCCCAGCAAGUCAGAGGAGGAGGAGGAGGUGAAGCUGCCAUCGCUUCUCUCUGAGCAGAAAUUUCAACAAGGAAAACAAAUGGGUGAAGAAAGCUUGAAGAGAAGAAAAGGAGAGGACAAAGGAAGGGAGGACAGACAAUCCAUCCAGAGUCAUGAGCCCCAAACGAUGAACCUACAAAAGCAGGUGGGCCUCAUUAGUGGAAUCUGUAUGAUUGUUGGUACAAUUAUUGGCUCAGGUAUCUUCGUUUCUCCAAAAUCAGUUCUUGCCAAUGUUGAAGCUGUGGGUCCUUGUUUAACCAUCUGGGCAGCCUGUGGAGUUCUGGCAACAUUAGGUGCACUUUGUUUUGCUGAGCUUGGUACAAUGAUCACAAAGUCUGGGGGAGAAUAUCCUUACCUCAUGGAGGCAUUUGGCCCAAUUCCAGCGUUUUUGUUUUCUUGGACCAGCUUACUGGUUACAAAACCCAGCUCCUUUGCAAUCAUCUGUCUCAGCUUUGCAGAAUAUGCAUCAGCUCCUUUUUAUCCAGGUUGUGAUCCACCCCAAGCUGUCAUCAAGUGUCUGGCAGCAGCUGCUAUUGUGGUAAUUACAGUUGUGAAUUCAUUGAGUGUGAAGCUGGGAAGUUACCUCCAGAAUUUUCUCACAGCUGCUAAAAUGAUCAUUGUCACAAUCAUUAUUGUAAGUGGAAUUGUUCUCCUUGCACAAGGAAAAACAGAUAACUUCAAAGAUUCUUUCAAGGGCAGUAAAAUUUCUGUUAGCUCUAUCAGUUUGGCAUUUUAUAAUGGACUCUGGGCAUAUGAUGGAUGGAAUCAACUCAAUUACAUCACAGAGGAACUUAAAAAUCCUUACAGAAAUCUACCACUCUCUAUAAUUAUUGGAAUCCCCUUGGUCACAGUUUGUUACAUUCUGAUAAACGUUUCCUAUUUCACUGUGAUGACUUCAACAGAGCUCCUGCAGUCCCAGGCAGUUGCUGUGACAUUUGGAGAUAGAGUCCUUUAUCCAGCCUCUUGGAUAGUUCCUCUCUUUGUGGUAUUUUCGACACUUGGAUCUGCCAAUGGCACCUGUUUCACUUCAGGCAGACUUGUUUAUGUUGCAGGUCGUGAAGGGCACGUGCUAAAGAUACUGUCUUACAUCAGUGUUAAGUACUUAACACCUGCACCCGCUAUCAUAUUUUAUGGGGCCAUUGCUAUUAUUUAUGUUAUUCCUGGUGACAUCAAUUCACUCAUAAAUUACUUUAGUUUUGCAGUCUGGAUAUUUUAUGGUUUAACUGUACUUGCACUAAUUGUGAUGAGGUUUACAAGGAAGGAACUCAAGAGACCUAUCAGGGUGCCCAUCAUCAUUCCUGUCAUAGUGACAUUGGUCUCAGUUGUACUGGUAUUGGCACCAAUCAUCAGUGCACCUGAACUGGCCUAUUUGUACUGUACUUUAUUUAUACUUAGUGGACUUAUAGCUUAUGCACUUUUUGUUCAUUUAAAAUUCAGCUGGGCACAAAAGAUAUCAAAGCCCAUCACUAUGCACCUUCAGAUGCUUAUGGAAGUUGUUCCAGAAGAGGAAGCUACUAAAUGAAGUAUUUUAUACCCACCAGGUUGUUUUUAAGUGCUGUACUGGUUCAAGUAUAUUCAAUUUAGUUUGGCACACAUAUAUACUUGCUAAAUUGUUAUGUUUGUACUGGUGUAUUAAUUUUGCAACACUUCAGUACUUCAAAGCAUCAAAUAUAUAUAAUAAAAGAUUUCUAAGCCAGACUACAGUGUCCAGCAAAGCUGGUUUCAUUGUUUGUUAUAA
This is a messenger RNA of Passer domesticus (house sparrow), 2292 nucleotides long. It is a transcript of the gene SLC7A9, whose product is annotated as solute carrier family 7 member 9. Gene Ontology annotation, molecular function: neutral L-amino acid transmembrane transporter activity; L-cystine transmembrane transporter activity. The transcript is spliced from 14 exons. Gene Ontology annotation, biological process: amino acid transmembrane transport; L-cystine transport. Gene Ontology annotation, cellular component: membrane. Lineage: Eukaryota; Metazoa; Chordata; Aves; Passeriformes; Passeridae. The record is from RefSeq and is a predicted model, not a curated record. The coding region runs from base 595 to 2076 and encodes 493 amino acids.